UUGAUUUAUCAGUCUAUGCUAUGGCUCAAGCCAUUCUAUUGUUAACCCCAUGUUUAUUUUCUACAAAAUUAACUAAAAAGAGCGAAAACAUAUCAACAGCAGCGUACACCAGCGAUUGGCUAAACGGCAGUACCUCCUUUAAAAAAAUGUUGGUACUAAUUAUUUUGAGGUCUCAAAAACCGAUGAGAUUCUAUGCCGCAAACUUCUUUGAGUUGUCUCUUACAACGUUUGUUGCGAUUCUAAAGGCCUCUUAUUCUUAUUUUGCUCUAAUGAAUAAGAUGAGCAACAAGAACCAAGGUUAAAAUUAGGCAAUUAUUAAGCCUAAAU
Molecule: messenger RNA, 327 nt
Organism: Sitophilus oryzae (rice weevil)
Lineage: Eukaryota; Metazoa; Arthropoda; Insecta; Coleoptera; Curculionidae
Product: odorant receptor 67a-like
Exons: 3
Coding region: 21-302 (93 amino acids)
Biological process (GO): sensory perception of smell; detection of chemical stimulus involved in sensory perception of smell
Cellular component (GO): plasma membrane
Molecular function (GO): olfactory receptor activity; odorant binding
Source: RefSeq, a predicted model, not a curated record